Molecule: messenger RNA, 900 nt
Organism: Selaginella moellendorffii
Lineage: Eukaryota; Viridiplantae; Streptophyta; Lycopodiopsida; Selaginellales; Selaginellaceae
Exons: 2
Coding region: 82-780 (232 amino acids)
Biological process (GO): mitochondrial translation
Cellular component (GO): mitochondrial large ribosomal subunit; ribosome
Molecular function (GO): structural constituent of ribosome
Source: RefSeq, a predicted model, not a curated record
UGGCCGCUGCUUCAUCGAAGUUUUAGGGUUCUAGUGGCCCGUUAUGUCAUUUUAGGGUUCUAGAGAAAAUCCCCUGAGGCAAUGCCGAUCGCUCGGAGAUUCGGGACGCGCAUGGCAGCGGCGGUGGCCAGGUUUGGAGCGCGGCGCGAUCCUGAAGCGCCAGCAUCAUCGGCAUCGCCGCAAGCAGCGUCGAGAGCGAGGAGAUUUGGGCCGGGGGCUAGAGCCGCGACGGCGGCGGCGGCUGGAAGAUCCAGGGCGUGGGAGAGGAGGGCAGGCCCGGCGCUGGAGGCGUCGCAGCAGGGAGCGCUGGAGGGCGCGCCAUUCGGGCAGUGGAGCCACCGCGGGCCGAUCAAGACGACGUGCAAGAAUCUGGGCCGGGUCAUCUACCUCGCCAACAUCCCGCUGCGAUUGCAGCUCCCGCCCCGCCCCAACGAUCUCAAGGAGCUGUGCUUCCGGACGUAUCCCAGGGCCGGCAAGCUAGAGAUCAAGAGGGUCCUCCAGCUCGUCUAUGGCCUGGACGUGGAGAAGGUCCACACGAUGAACAUGGACGCCAAGAAGAAAUUCAAUCCCCGGAAGAAGUACUUCUAUCGCACCGCCUCGUACAAGAAGUGCUACGUCUAUCUCAAGCGCCCAAUCUCCCUCUCCAAGGAUCUCUUCCCGCUCAAUCUCUUCUACGGCGACCCCGAGCAGCAGGAGGGCGGCGAGGAUAGAUCCGGCGCCGCCAAGGACGAGAGCUCCGCCGCUUCUUCUUCUUCCACCGCUACCGCCACCGCCGCCUAGAUCGAGGACUCAAAGGGGCCAACGUUCUUCUUCUCUCUCUCUCAUCCACUAGGGUUUAUUUGUGGGCGAGCCCUUUUUUAGGGUUCCUGGGAUACGAAUUUGGAUGGAGCUGGGCAUUAA